UGAUUCGAUCUAAUGAAUAUACACGUGUGUGUGAAUUUCUUAAUAAGAAACAAAUUUGUUUGUUCAUAUUUGCAUACCCUUAUAUCUUAAUCUCACACAAAUUCAAUGGCUAAUCACGUGUUAUCACAGUAAGACUAUUUCCCCUCCUCUUUUUUUUUUCAAAUGAAGCCAAAGCAAAUAGAGGUACAGUCACGUUUACAUGGUAAAAAUAACAUGCCAAAUCCCACUCACACUCAUGCAUAAAUUGUGACUCUUUUCACUGCACAAAAAUUCUUUCUGCCUUGUUGCACCAAAUAACACGUACUACCCCCUCUAUAUAAUGUGCAUUUCAACAACAUUUUUACUUAACAAAUUCAAUCAUGGGUGGGGUGUUAUUGUGGCUAUUGUUAAUCAUGAUUUCUAUUUCUGGAUUUUGCAAAGGUGCUGUGUACAAAGUCGGUGAUUACGCGGGGUGGACUAUUGUCGACAACAUGGAUUACAACAAAUGGGCUUCUUCCAAGACCUUUCGCGUCGGCGACACGCUUAUUUUCGAGUACGAUAAUCUGUUCCACAAUGUGUUGGAAGUGACCCGAUCGGAGUUCCACUCGUGCGACGCAGAAUCUCCAAUCGCCACAUACGACAGCGGGAAUGACUCGGUGGUGAUACGUAGCCCCGGACACUAUUACUACAUAUGUGGUUUAGAGGGCCACUGCCAGGCUGGACAGAAGGUUGAUAUAAGGGUGCCCAAGUCUAAUGAGCCCGCCAAAGGCCCAAUUCAAAGCCCGAUUCAAGUAACUGGUGGUGCUACCGCUCCAAAGGGCUCUCCUAUUGGUACAAUGGCACCAGGCCCAUCUCACAGUGGUGGAGAGUCUCUAAACAAUUGGCUGUUAUCUUACAAUCUUGGGGUUUUGCUUAGUCUUGUUUUGAUUUUCUAUUAACAUUGGGUUACUUUUAUUAGGUUUAUCGAUCGGCUUAUGUAUUUUUUGUUCCUGUAAUUCGGUUGCUAUUUUUAUGUAUUUUUAUUUAACUAGAAACCCGUGGAGGGUAAUUUGGUAAUUUUCUUUUAGUAUAUUAUGACGAUAUGAGUAUUCGUUUUCUAGCAUGAAACAAAUUCCUACAGCAGUGUACAAUUUUUCGAAUAUCGUGUUUAAGUUAAUUUGUUAGGCUGUUUUCUUCUCUUGAACGAGAAAAUUAGUUAUGAAAAACCUGCAGUUAUGUUUAAUUAAUUUAUCGAAAAAUUGUAUACCGGACAUUGGUUUCCAAUCGAAUAAUCGUAAAAACCAGUAUAAUAUUAUUCCAAAUUACAAAAUAUUGAAAAAUCAAAUGAAGCUUAAGUGACGUGAGGCAUCGAAAUCGAAUUGACUAGGAAAAUGGACAUAGUAACUGCAUAAUGAGUUGGAGUUAUUCUAUACCAAAUGUGUGAUAUAACAACGUUUGUGCUGUCGCAUUUUUUUAGCUGGUGGAGGUGUAUGCUUGUUAUUAAUGUGAUUGAAAUAUAGUGAAAUUGCAUUUCACCAAAUUUGCUUGACUUCUUCUUCUUUCAUAUCUGUUACUGUGAAACUCAUUUGCAUUUCACCAAAUUUGCACCGUCUUUGAAGAAAUUAAAUUAAGAUGAUACAUAAAUUUGUCAACAAUCAUUUUAAGUUCAGUAUUGUACGUUUUUAAUCGUCUCUAAUUUCCACCAA
Molecule: messenger RNA, 1664 nt
Organism: Erythranthe guttata (spotted monkey flower)
Lineage: Eukaryota; Viridiplantae; Streptophyta; Magnoliopsida; Lamiales; Phrymaceae
Product: mavicyanin
Cellular component (GO): plasma membrane
Molecular function (GO): electron transfer activity
Source: RefSeq, a predicted model, not a curated record